AAGCAAUUUACGAUAAUAUCCUUGACCUUCUUCCUCUUCGUAAUAAUGUCAUUCUCGAUAAAUCGCUUCUAGGGUUUUCUUCACAAUCACAAAGGGGGAAGAUGAAUUACGAAGGUAACGGAGAUAGUGUCACUCUCGCCACCGAUGACAAUAACGACAAGGAGAACUACAUAGCUAGGAAGAGCUCGCCAUUCAAGUCUCGAGAUUCUCAUGAUCUGGAUAAGGAUUCUUCAAGAAGCAGGGACAAGGACAAGGACAAGGAAAAGGGGCCUGAUAAAGACAGGGACAGAGAUAGGGAACGCGACCGCCAUCGUAGAGAUCGUCAUAGGGACCGUAGCAGAGAACGUAGUGAGAAAAGGGAACGUGAGAGAGAUGAUCUCGAUGAUGAUGAUGAUGACGAUGAUCAUUACAGAAGUCGACACCGUCACAGAAGCUCUCGCGAUCGAGAUAGAGAGGAGAGACACAGGCGACGGUCACGCUCUCGCUCCAGGAGCCGCUCUGAACGUAGGUCAAGAUCCGAGCAUAGGCGUAGGUCUCAACAUAGAUCACGUUCACGCUCACGCUCACGGUCUAAGAGCAAGAGGGUAAGUGGAUUCGAUAUGGCGCCCCCUGCUUCUGCAAUGUUAGCUGCUACUGCUGUUGCUGCCGCAGCAGGCCAGGUUCCUAGUGUGCCAGCUACUGCUGGUAUUCCAGGGAUGUUCCCUAACAUGCUUGCAAUGGUCCCUGGUCAGCAAAUGGGCGCGCUUCCUUUACUGCCAAUGCAGGCAAUGACUCAGCAGGCAACUAGGCAUGCUCGACGAGUCUAUGUUGGUGGCCUUCCACCUACUGCAAAUGAACAGUCGGUUGCAACUUUCUUUAGCCAAGUGAUGUCGGCGAUUGGGGGAAACACUGCUGGGCCAGGUGAUGCGGUGGUCAAUGUUUACAUAAACCAUGAAAAGAAGUUCGCUUUUGUGGAGAUGAGAUCCGUUGAGGAGGCUAGUAAUGCAAUGGCAUUAGACGGAAUUAUAUUAGAGGGGGUUCCUGUAAAGGUGAGAAGGCCAACUGACUAUAACCCGUCGCUUGCUGCAGCUCUUGGCCCGAGCCAGCCUAAUCCCAGUCUCAAUUUGGCGGCUGUUGGAUUGUCUUCGGGGUCUACUGGUGGGCUUGAGGGUCCGGACCGCAUUUUUGUUGGUGGGCUUCCUUAUUACUUCACAGAGGAACAGAUCAGGGAGCUCUUGGAGUCUUUUGGGCCCCUGAGAGGUUUUAACUUGGUUAAAGACAGGGAAACUGGAAACUCCAAGGGAUAUGCGUUUUGUGUUUUCCAAGAUCCUUCAGUGACAGAUAUUGCUUGUGCCGCUCUAAACGGGAUUAAGAUGGGUGAUAAGACACUUACAGUGAGGCGUGCAGUCCAGGGUGUGAUUCAACCUAAACCUGAGCAAGAAGAAGUAUUACUUCAUGCUCAACAGCAGAUUGCUUUGCAGAGGCUUAUGCUACAACCGGGAGGCACGCCCACCAAGAUUGUAUGUUUGACUCAAGUGGUUACAGCUGAUGAUCUUGGAGAUGAUGAAGAAUAUGAAGACAUAAUGGAGGACAUGAGACAAGAAGGUGGAAAAUUCGGUAACUUGGUGAAUGUUGUGAUUCCGAGGCCCAAUCCUGAUCAUGAUCCAACACCAGGAGUUGGAAAGGUUUUCUUAGAGUAUGCGGAUGUAGAUGGCGCAGCAAAGGCCAGAUCGGGAAUGAAUGGAAGAAAAUUUGGAGGAAACCAAGUGGUUGCUGUGUAUUACCCCGAGAACAAGUUUGCACAAGGCGACUACGAAGGCUGAUCUUUGUUUACUUUGGCUCUUAGCAAAAAAGAUCUUUUGUUUGGGUUAAUCUUAUGUCUCUCUGCUUAAUGGAUAUACUUGUUUGUCUAGAAUAGUACUACAUUAUUAUCAAUUUAGUACCUGUCAAGAAGACAUAAAUAACCAAGGUGUAUUGGAUAAUUAUAACCUCUGUCCUAAAGCGGGCGUUAUUAGUCCGAUUAAA
Brassica rapa (field mustard) is the source of this 2004-nucleotide messenger RNA. RefSeq names its product splicing factor U2af large subunit B. Gene Ontology annotation, molecular function: RNA binding. Lineage: Eukaryota; Viridiplantae; Streptophyta; Magnoliopsida; Brassicales; Brassicaceae. The record is from RefSeq and is a predicted model, not a curated record. Gene Ontology annotation, biological process: female sex differentiation; mRNA processing. Gene Ontology annotation, cellular component: nucleus.